GGCUGCAGGCAGUGUAAUUCGCUGCACGUGCCAAGUGAGGUGUGGAUGGAAACCUUAAUGGAGGAGGAAAAAAUACGGAAGGUGAAGGGCUUUUGUGAAGAUCGCAUUGGCAUCCUGAAGAGCAUGGUCGAGGAGGAGGUGGCAAAGGUGCAACAAGACCCCAUGCUGUUCUCCGAUGAAGUUUUUUUCAUUGAGCCAUUGGAGGGAGAAAUUGGGCCGCAUUGUUCGGCCGAAAUCAAGGUGACCUUCAAACCCCUAAAGGCACUGAAGUACCAAAGUAUGGCUUACUGCAAUAUCUCAGGCCGUGAGAGCAGGAUGACCCUUCGCCUCAAAGGGGAAGGCCAAGGACCUUUGCUUGAAUUCAGCUGUCCUUCACUGAAUCUUGGGAAAAUUCUUGUUGACACCCUCCACGUCUGUGAGGUGAAGCUGAUUAACCAAGGAGCUCUUGAUGCUCCCUUCACCUAUAUCCCUUCAACCAGGAAGGGAUUCUGCUUCAAGUUUGCACCUGAGGAGGGCAUCAUUGCACCAGGUGGGAUCCAGACUAUUCAGAUCUCCUUCAAUGCCACCGUGCUGGGGAUGUUUGAGGAAGAAAUCCAGGUCAGUGUGGCUGGAUCUCCUACGCCUGCCAUCCUGACCAUCAGGGGGUGUGUCGUUGAACCGACUGUACGCUUCAGUGUCCAUGAUGAGCUCAGCUUCGGGGACAUCUCCUUUGGCUUUCCCUACACCAAGAGCUUUCGCCUGACUAACACCUGCCCGGUGCCCGUGACGUUCAAGCUCCGCAUGUUGGACGAUGACACGCAGCCUGCUGUGAAUAGCUGUGAUCAAAUACACAGCGACAGUGACCCAUCCGGGACGGAGGGAAUUCAUUUUUUCCCGGAGCCAAGAGAGUUUACAAUGAAUCCCAUGCAAGGGACCAUCCUCCCCCAGGGACACCGGGAUAUCAAGGUGACCAUGUGUUCCAAAACCGUGAUGGAAUUCUGCCGGAAAAUGCUGGUGGACCUGGAGGGUAUUGGCGAGGGAGUGGCAUCACUGACCAUCACAGCCAGGUGUCUCGUUCCUGAGCUGUACGUGUACCCUCAAAUCCUGCUGUAUGGUAAAUGCCAGCUGAAGGAGCCAUAUGAGAGGAAGUUCAUCAUUGGGAAUCCCACCGACCUUCCUGGCUGCUACAGGCUUAUUCCCCAGAAACACGAGGAGGACUCUCCUGUGCUCUACUCCAGCCCCAAACCCUAUGGGAUUGUCCAGCCUCACAGCACUGUAGAGAUUCCAGUUAUAGUCAAAGUCCAAACACUGGGCGAGCAUCGCACCAACGUUCUUGUCGGCGUGUUCGGGGAUGAGAGAAACCCACGGAGAAUAGAACUACAGAGCUCUGGAUGCCUGGCAAAAAUCUGCCUAAGUGAUCGCAAGAUAGACUUUGGCGAGGUCCCAUUAUUACAGCCUACUUCACGAAGCCUUACCCUCUUGAACAAUGGUCUCGUCCCUAUAGACUUCAGGCUAGAGAUCAAUCCCCCACCCCACUGCUUUGCCGUUGAGCCCAGAGAAGGAGUGAUCCCUGCUAGGGGCAAGGUUCCUGUGACUGUCACAGCAGCCCCGGAUGACACUCAGCUUUUUGCUGGCAAUGUCCAGCUGUUCAUUGGGAACAGCCUUUGGACCUCCUGUGCGGUGGAGGUUUUGGGCACUGGCACCACAAUUGUCACAGACAAGCCAUUAACCCCAGAGCUCAACUUGGGGUACCAAUUCAGCCACCUUCCCUGUAUUCGUCAGUUCAAGCUAACAAAUAGAGGCAACCAUGUGCAUUGGCUCUCGUGGAAAGCGAAAUGCUACAGCCCACCUAAGGGGAAGGACCAGAGUGUCUCAGCCCUCAGCAGCCCCAAAGAUGAUUCCCAGAGCCCCAAACGUGCCGCCCCCGUGUUUGAGGUGGAGCUACCGACGGGGACACUGCAGCCAGGCGAGUCUGUGGACAUGGUGCUGCGAGGCUUCUCCCGCAUCCCGCAGGAGGUGCAGGAUUAUGUGUUCUGUGAAGCUGCCAUUGAGAUACCCAGCCACAAAGAGAAGAUAAUAGAAACAAUCAUUACCUGCAAGUUCAUUCACCCCUCUAUAGAAGCAUCAGCCAGUCAAUUCUCUUUCCGGGUGGAGAAGAAACCCAGUGAUGUCCUGACACUGCAGUACCAGCCUUUGGCUUUAAAAAACACCUGCCUGCUGCCACUGGACCUUAUGCUGGACUUGGAGCAGCCAUUCCUGGUCUGUGAUGAGGACCAGAAGCCCCUCCCAGACGGCCAGCCUGUGACAGUGGGUGUAGGGGAGACCUGUCAUCUCUACAUCGCAUUUGACCCAGCUUAUAAACUGGAUUUUAAGAGCUGGAAAAUAGAGAAGGUUCUGAAGAUAGACAUGGUCAGGGGCCAUCCUUUUGUGGAGCGUAUCACCCUUCGGGGAGAAGUCCACUUCCCAAAUCUCCGAAUCCAGCCCGGCACCCUGGAGUUUGGCUGCAUCGUGGCUGGCACUGAAGAAGUGCGUUCUCUGGAGAUCACCAACCGCAGCCCACUUCCCGUCGAGUACCACUGGUCAUUCCAUUCGGACAGCCAGGUGAACAAGUUGAGAGUUAACCUGCUCGAGUAUGUCCUGGACAUGGGCCCUGUCCUUAAGGGUUACACUGAGACACACACUCUGAAGAUCACCAACCCUGGGCAGAUCUAUGUGUCCUUCCAGGUCAUUGUAUCUGUCCUGCAGGACACAGUUUCAAAAUUCACAACACAGGGAAGGAAGCCCUGGAGUACUCCUGGGAGCAUGCCGCAGAUAGAGAACCAGAAAUCUUCCCAGAUUUCACCCAUGACGUGCCACUGUUCUCCAUCAACCCCUCCUGUGGCGUCCUUGCUCCUGGCCAGAAGCAGACCUUUCAUGCGCAGUUCUCCCCAAAGUGUGUGGGGAAUUUUAAGGCCACCGUGCUGUGCAGGAUUCCUAACCUGAAGCCAACUCAGAAGAGGGUGCGGGUGAUUUUGAAAGGCAGAGCCCGGGAGGAGAAGAGUCUUGGUAAACCGAAACGCUCUGCGUUACGGCAGACAGAGCAGGAUUCUGAAGCGGGUGCACUGGAAACUACCACCUGAGUGACAGCAUCUGUGUCAGCUGGAGCAUCCGGCAGGAGCCGGCAACAUCGUCUCUUCUGCUGCUGAUGGUCUCCUGCCCUAAGUUAAUUAAUUACUUCUUAGUUAAUUGUUAAUUCUUAGUUAAUUUAACACCGACCUAAUAAAAAACUGAUUAAUCUUA
Molecule: messenger RNA, 3258 nt
Organism: Vidua chalybeata
Lineage: Eukaryota; Metazoa; Chordata; Aves; Passeriformes; Viduidae
Product: hydrocephalus-inducing protein-like
Exons: 18
Coding region: 46-2961 (971 amino acids)
Biological process (GO): axonemal central apparatus assembly; cilium movement
Cellular component (GO): axoneme
Source: RefSeq, a predicted model, not a curated record